Molecule: messenger RNA, 861 nt
Organism: Nylanderia fulva
Lineage: Eukaryota; Metazoa; Arthropoda; Insecta; Hymenoptera; Formicidae
Source: RefSeq, a predicted model, not a curated record
GACAUUUACUGGAAACGAUUUUAUUUUGAUGAGCUUUAUGAGUGGCAUAUUCCGUAAACUAUCGUUCCAUCAAACUGACGCACCAAAUAUAUCGACUAUUAGAAACAAUGAAGUUAUAAACUACUACCAUGAAGGACUGAGCAUGUAUGUGAUGGACAUACCCUAUAACAAUGCCAACAUUUCGUUAUUUACGUUCCUACCUGCAGCGUUAAGCUCAGGUAAAUGGAAGAUCAUUGAGAACAUCAACAGGAAUGAUCUUCUCUAUUUGACCCAACGAAUGUCGACCGACGAAGGAAUGAACAACUUGCGCGAGCUGUUAAGAAACAGUAGAACAUUGAAGUUUGUCAUAAAAGAAUUUACAUGUUCCCAAAAUGUUUGUUUAUCUUUCGAGGUGGAGAAAAAUGUGCCAGUCCGUGAUCUAUUAAAAUCAUUAGGCGUCGAAGAAUUGAUAACGUCCGAAAUGCUCGAAUUGCAAACUAAAUGCCGAAAAUGCCUACCGUUGAAAAUUAAUUGUCCCAAGGUGCACAUCAACAAUGUUGCGCACCGUUCUCACAUAAGAGCCACAAGAGAUGAUGUGAUUCUAGGCGCAGUGACUUUGAUCCAUUCCGGUGGAGACGCCUCUCCGGAUGGCAAAAUAGAAGACGUUAAAUGGUGUAAUAUACCUUUCGUCUGGCUGAUCUAUGACAGACUGCAAGAAGAAAUCCUCUGUGUCGGCAGCUUUAAUAAUAGUACCUGCCCAAAUUCUCAAAUUGUACCGAUAGAUAUAUAUCAGUCAGGUCCAUCAGGCGUUCCGCCAACGAAAAAGCAACGGCUCGCCUAGAUUUAAAAAUCUUUUGGAAAUUCUAGAUUGAGAAACAAAUC